Messenger RNA from Limulus polyphemus (Atlantic horseshoe crab), 7380 nucleotides. RefSeq lists its product as uncharacterized. The record is from RefSeq and is a predicted model, not a curated record. The transcript is spliced from 15 exons. Gene Ontology annotation, molecular function: protein binding. Gene Ontology annotation, cellular component: dendritic spine; cytoplasm; plasma membrane. Bases 156 to 4040 code for a protein of 1294 amino acids. Lineage: Eukaryota; Metazoa; Arthropoda; Merostomata; Xiphosura; Limulidae. Gene Ontology annotation, biological process: chemical synaptic transmission.
UUGUAUCAGAAUAUUGUUCGUUGAACAUAACGUAUGUUUGGUGAUAUUAAAGUUAAAACGUUUAUUCGUGCUGAAGAUUCUGUACUUAAGUAUCAUCAUAAGUAAUAAAAAACGGUGGUGCAAUGGGUUCAAGAGACUAGACCUGAAAUCAUUAGAUGAUGGAACUUGUCAGUCAGCCAACCUCAGAGACAAGCAGUGACAAUGAAGAAAUAAAUAAGAUAUUUCCAAAAUGUCGAAUCAAGUCUGGUGCAGAAGUAAAUAAUGAUGUUAACCAAAAUCCAUUGUCUCAAGAGAGUACGUCAUGCUCCCCAUCUGAUCUUGAGAAACUGAACUGUGAGACAAGUAUGGAAGUGAAAAAUGGUCAACAGUUAAUGCUACAAGGAUUUGAUCUGAAUCAUGUUCUGUUAGCUAGCAGAGCUAAAGAAAGAAGAGAUGAUGAUUCAGUUUUUAGUGGACAUAAUUCGUGUGAAUCUUCUCUUCAUAAUGAUGAUAGUGAGAAAUUCAUGCAAAUUGUUGAUGAAAAAAAAGAACACUUUGAUGUCUAUGAUGAAGAAUUUGAUGUAGGGUUUUCUGUAGGUCAAAAAUCAGAAUAUGCUCUUCGUGAAAGUCGAAUAGAAAUUGCAGGCGGAAGAGAGAUAUUUUCUAAAAGUCGAAGCAGGCCAUCUAAAAAAAGAUACAGUGAUGAAGUGGUUUAUCAUCCUUUGAAUAACUAUAGUGGUCAGGCAUCUGAGACCAAAUCUCAUAGUGGAGAGUUCCUAUAUGAUGAAAGACUUGAUAAAUACACUUUCUUACCAUGUGCUUACAGGAAAUCUGACCAAAGUUCUAAAAGAAUGGAAACUCUUGAUAUGGAUCAUGAUGAAAACCAUACUCUUAAUAAGAAAGAUAAACUAAAACUGACAGACAAAUGGCUUCAAGGACCUACUGGAAAUAGGAAAGUUUCAAUAUCCAGAUUACUGAAUGACAAUUGUGAGACACCAACAAAUGAUACAUUAUCCUCUGGUCAUUUGGUUUAUGAAGCAACUCUUCAAAAUGCUUCCAUUGUGUACGAUGACAUUGGUGAUAUUACAGAUAGACAAAAACUGAAUAAGCGACAAUUCUCAGGAACAAAGUCUAAUACAUCUGACAAGGUUUUUGCAGAUAUGACACAGAUGAAACAGUUACGUAACAAUAGGAGUCAGCUUCCUAAUUCAGAAAGCUCAGUGUAUUUUUACUGUGAUUCUAAUGUCACUUCAGACUUGCCUUCCCAAAGUGAUAAGAAAGAAUCACCUGAAUUAAGUAUGGAGGAGAUGGAUACAGACUCUGAACCCAAUUCUCCAGAAAAACAAGAUAUUGCAAGAGUAAUAGGAAAUGUUCCAAUAGCACAGUAUGAAGGUUCUCCUAGACGCUAUGGUCCAAGGCCAGGAUUUCCUCAAAGAGUAGUAACAGAGCUCCAUGAAGAAGCUUAUCAAAAUAAAAAUGAUAGUAAAAAUGAACAUUUUAAGUUGUGUGUGGAUGUUAAAAGCAAUAUUAGUAAUCAUGCUUAUCAAGAGAAUUCAAAGUUCCCUUUGUCCUAUGAAUCUCCUGAUAAGGUACAUGUAGAAAGAUAUAAGUCUGAAAAUAACUUUCAUUGUGAUGUGACAAACAGUAUCAGUUCUCAUUCUGCCAAAACUCUAAGGUCAGAAGACUUUGAUCAUGACAUUACCAGGGAUCUAGAUAACCAAAGUCCUUCUCUACCAGUGUCUGGUAUUGUGUUUGAUGAUUUAGAUUAUAAACUUUAUCGUGUUAGUUCUGGAAAUAAAUACAUAGGCAAACGGCUGGCCUUGUCUUGUGCAGCAGAAACCCAUGAUAGUCCAAAACGAAUGGAUACAUAUGGAAGUGAAACAGAAGUAAGUCUCAAAAAUGGGGAGGAAGGCAAUCAGAUAGAAGCAGAUAGCAGUGAGCAAACAGCUUGUUUAUCUAAUGAACAAGAGCUAAUGCUGCUUCAUGAAAGGGUACAUCAGCAUACUCUUCAGGUGGAGAUGUCUGAGCAAGACAGGGAUUCUGUUAGCACUUAUCCAGGGACUGAAGAUUUAGGGGAAACUGAAAUAGGGGAACAAGUAGAUCAUACACGUAACUUCACUCUUUCACCAGAAACUACUGACUGUGAAAGCAAUGACGUGGAGAGUGAGGUUUCUGUUGAUGGGAGUCAGAAAUCAGGAAAUAGGUUAACUAGUAGUAUGCCAGUUUUAGAAGAUGGUCUUUCUAGUCAUAGCAGUGAUGGAGAUGUUUUUGAUCAAAACUUAAGUGGUGAAGAGAUUGAUACAGAUGGGUGGUCUCAAGAUCGAUCACAGUAUGGUGAUAACCCCACUUUAUUGUUAAUGAAAAAACAAAUCAAUGAAAUAGAAGAGGAAUUAGCUCUUCGGUCUCAAAAGAAGGAUUUUUUGAUGAAAGUCAGCCAAAAAGAUAUUGAAGAAUAUGUACAAAGACACAGUAUGUUACAUCAUUCUCCAUUAAAUGAAGCUGAUCUCACAUUGUUUGAUACUUUGGUUGAAAAAUCAGACCAGUCUAGUCCUGGUCUUUUACAUUCCCCCUCAGAACAGAAUGGUCACUUGUCAUCUGACCCGUGUGAUGUUCAUCCAGAUUCUGUUUCUCAGGUUAUCCAAGAAAUAAAAAAAGCCAUUCAUCAUAGCAAAAAUAUUCACCUAAAAUCAUCACCAACAGACAAAUUGGAUUCAGGGCAGCCUGUUUGGGUUCCUAGGCUCUCACAGGGAGGACGCUAUGGCAAAAGGUAUUCAGAUUCUGCAAGGGAAGGUGGAAAUGAGGAAGAAGAGUGCGACACUGAUCAAGAAACAGACAGACUUCUGGGUUCACAACGAUCUGAAGAUAAAGAAUAUUCUGGUGAUAAAGUGCAAAAUUCAUCAGGCAAAAAAAAGGGGGCAUCCAAAGAAGUUCUCAUCCAUGAACCUGCAGUCCUCAUUGAAGGGGUUUUGUUCCGGGCUCGCUAUUUAGGCUCUACUCAGCUAGUCUGUGAAGGCCAACCCACUAAAGCUACACGUAUGAUGCAGGCUGAGGAAGCUGUGUCAAGAAUCAAAUCCCUGGCUCCAGAAGGUGAAACUCAACCCAAUACAGAAGUAGACCUUUUUAUUUCAACAGAAAAAAUCAUGGUGCUGAACACUGAUCUUAAGGAAAUCAUGAUGGAUCAUGCUCUCCGCACAAUAUCUUAUAUUGCUGAUAUUGGUGACUUGGUGGUAUUGAUGGCACGUCGUAGAAUGAUGAAUGGCACUGAUGACUCCACUGAUUCAAAGAUCAAGAGAACUCCUAAAAUGAUUUGUCAUGUUUUUGAAUCUGAAGAGGCACAGUUCAUUGCUCAGUCAAUUGGCCAAGCAUUCCAAGUGGCUUAUAUGGAAUUCCUAAAAGCAAAUGGUAUUGAAGAUAGUAGUUUUGUCAAAGAGAUGGAUUAUCAAGAAGUACUGAAUUCACAAGAAAUAUUUGGAAAUGAGCUUGAGAUGUUUGCCAAGAAGGAAAAGCAGAAAGAGGUUAUUGUUCCAAAACAAAAGGGGGAAAUAUUGGGGAUGGUUGUUGUUGAAUCAGGUUGGGGAUCAAUGUUGCCAACUGUGGUAAUAGCUAACAUGGCUCAGUGUGGACCUGCAGCCAGAUGUGGACAGUUAAAUAUAGGAGAUCAGAUCAUUGCCAUUAAUGGAGUCAGCUUGGUUGGACUGCCACUUUCAACAUGUCAAAACUAUAUAAAGAAUACAAAAAAUCAGACAGUUGUGAAGAUGACAGUUGUACCUUGUGCUCCAGUUGUAGAAGUUAAAAUUAAAAGACCAGAUACAAAGUAUCAGCUAGGGUUCAGUGUACAAAAUGGAGUGAUUUGCAGCCUGUUAAGGGGAGGUAUAGCUGAGAGAGGAGGUGUUAGAGUUGGACACCGUAUAAUAGAAAUAAAUGGUCAGAGUGUUGUGGCUGUGCCUCAUGAGAAGAUAGUGAAUCUGUUGGCCACAUCAGUAGGAGAGAUUCUGAUGAAGACCAUGCCAACUUCAAUGUUCAGACUUCUAACAGGUCAAGAAACUCCGGUUUAUAUUUAAAGACAGUUUUUAUGCAACUGAUAGAGUUGUUCCCAAAACUUAUCAGAUUAAGCCCAUGAAAUGGGAACAAGAGUGUCAGACAAGCAUUCAUUAAAACUGGUGGUUCAAAGACUUACUUGGACAACACUGCUUAGUGUUAAUGCACUAAGUAAAAGAGGAGAGAUAGGUGUAUGAAUAUAUAUAUCUAUAUAUAUAUAUUUAUACACACAUGGAAUUGGACAGAAAACUCUGUGAGCUUCUAUAAAGGGUUUAUCAAUAAGAUGGUAGAUGGAUGGUAAUUAUGUAACACAUCAUUUUCACACUUUGAGACACAAUUUGACUUGUGUAUUACAUAAUAGCUUAUUCUUCUUUUCUGAAGUAUCUUCACCUAGGGUUUUCUGGAGAAACACAUUUAAGGGGCUUUCAAAUCAAAAACAUUUAAUCUUGUGUGAGUUAAUUUUUAUUAUUCUGUUUACUUCGUUUUUGGACUUGUGUGGUACGACGGCAACACAGCUGAAAUCGUGAUAGUUCACUGCUCAUGAUGUACAAUUUCUAAUUGAGGAAAGUUAUUAUGAUUAAAAGUCAAUGUGAUAUAAUUUUGUCAUUUGUAAGUUUCAUCCUUUUCGUAAUACUUAGAAAUUGUCAUCAUCUCCGUCAGUCAGUACAAUGGAAUUGAUCUGAUUUAAGAUACUACAACAUUUUAUUUGAUUCAGUUGUGUGAAUAUUUUUAUGUAACAUGAGGGGAAAAAGGGAGAAAUUUUUUCACGAUUUUGGUUCUAUUUUCUUAAAGACUUUAUAAUAAUAUAUAAUUUUUGAUAAUUUCCAAAAAAUAAUCGUAAACAAAUUUAAGCUAUUAUGGUAGUAUACUGUUAUAAAACAAACAUUAGGGUUAGCACCAGCAAAAUAAUUAUCAUGUGUCAGGUCUUCACUGAAUAAAAUUGUUUUUAUAUGUUACAAGUAUUUCAUAUAAUGGGCAUAUUUAAGAUAUUUAUUAUUGAAAUUACCUUCUUUUGUAUCCACAUUACAUAAUUACAGCGUUUAACUUUUACAAUGUACUUAAAAUGUAGAAGUCAAGAUUUCGUUGAUGUAUGUAGUUUCAACUUAGACUUUUUUUUUUCAAGUGGUUUAUGUGACAUAUUACAGUUAUGUUGAAUGGUCAUUUCUAGUGUUUUGACAAAAUUCCUUUUACAUAUAUCAGUUGUUUAGGUUUUGAAUGUUACAUGGAACACAUCUUUUAGCUAAGCCUAGAUUUGGAUUUCAUAUCAGUAAGAUGACCCAAACCUUAUGUAUGGAUAUCUUGUUGGGAUAACAUAUUCCCAUACAUCUACAACUUUACCUACAUUCUAUGCUGGCACUUAAAAAAUAUGUUUAUUGUAAAGCCAAGGAAGUAAUAUUUUUCAGUUGUUUUAAUUUUUUUUAAAUGCUUUUCACAUUUUCUGAAUUUCCAAUAAAAUUAUAUUUCUAAUAUAUUUAAUUUUCGGGGUAAUUUUCAGACUUUUUUAUGCAGAUUGCUUGAAUUUUCUUGACAACCCAUGUUUAAUAUUUAUAAAGUCUCAUUUAUCCUGUAUAUUAAUAUCAUUAUAUUCUGUUUUUGUCUAUCUACAAUUGUACCAAUUUUAGAAACUUUACUAUUACUUAUAAUACUUGAAAUGCAGUACAUACAACUAACUCUCAUUCUAUUUACUCUGAAACUGUUUUUGGAUCAUAAUUGUAUAAUAAUUAUUGAUACUUCAGAAAAAGUGAUGUAUCACCCCACAAAGUUUUCUUGGGUCCAAGUACUAGUCCAGAUUGAUGCACUAAUUACUGUGCUCAUAAAUCUUGUGACCCAACAUGCAUCUCUGAAAGUAAUGUCAUCAUUUUUGGUAAAACAUAAAAUGUAUGUGGAGUAUGCAUAAAGAUAAAUGGAUAAAAAAUGUAAAUUUCUUUUUUGUAUUAUAUUAAUAGUAAAGCUUCAGUAUUUAUACCAUUUUGAAUUUUUAUUUAAACAAAUGGGCAAUUGCUUUAAUUUGCUUCAUGUUUGUUGUAAAGGAAAGAAUAGCCACGAGUUGCUCAGCUAAAAAAGCAUUUUUGGUAAUGUGUUUACUUUUGAAAUUAAGAAUAUGUCAUUCAUCAAAAGCUUGGACAAUUGAAGUGGUAUGCUCGUUUUACAUUUGAUAGUAUGCUAAAAAUGACUUGGUAGAUUUGAUAAAGUAUAAUAAGACAUAUUGUCUCUGUUGUUACUUCUAAUGGAGUCAGUGUGAACUAGUUAUGAUAGUGUUUUACAUUUUCUCACAAAAGACUUCAUAUUGUAUGCAAGUUGAAGUAGAAAGCAUAUCAGAGGUUACAUGACCAUUCAAAAACUUUAAUUUUUCUUUUAAAUCAAAUCUAUCUCCAAUAACAUUUUGAUUAUUUGUAAUAAAAUAAAUGGGGGCUAAUAAGCUGAAAACUUUUCUGUUGAUGGAAGUAUCUUUGCCUUAAAUUAAAAUUUAGUUAUUUUAUUACUGGUAAUAUAAAGACUUCUUCCAUUGUUACAAGAACUUUUGAAACAAGUGGGUCAUGUUAGUGGCUGUAUAUUAAACUUUAACCUUUACUCAUGCCUUAAAGCAAGGUAGUUCAAGGAUAAAUGCAUUCUAUAUUAGUCAUUUUGAAUAAAGGUUUGAGUACCCAUUAAGAUUUGUGUGCCAUAUUAGUUAUUUAGGGCAACUAUUGUAACAUCUUGGUAACUAAGAAUAGUUGCUUUACAUUAUGUUAGUACAUUCUAAUAUUGCAGUGUGUGUCAGUUAACUCUAAAGCUGUAUUAUAAAAUUUCUGUGUCAUAAUAUAGUUCUUAAACUGUAUUUUCAUGAUAAAUUGAGAUGUUGGUAUAGCUUUCCAGGGACACAGUCUUAUAACCCUCUCAUUUUGAUGAUAUUCUCUCAAAACAAGUUUGGCUUAUCACAUGGGUAAAAAUAUCAAGAUUUACACUAAACUUGAAAAUAGUGUGCUUUGUGUGUAUUGCAACGAAUAUCCACACCAUUCUAUGAAGCUUUCAUAUAUCAUUAUAAUGUCACAGUUCUUGAUUCUGACAUAUGGGUAUUGUAUUUGAUUUUAAGUAAAUACUGGACUGGUAAUUAUUCACGUGUAUUCGUAACGAAUAAGGAAACAAUAAAAUGGUUAAUUUCUUGCAUUUACUUUAUGAUAGGUGUUUAUUGUUUGUAGGUUAACCGUAUAAGAAUUUAUUUAUUUUUUGUUUGAGUGUGUACAAAAAAAGUAGUACUAAUAUAUUGUAUGUGAAACCUUACUAUAGCUACAUUGUAUUAUGUCUUGUAAAAUUAUUGCUUUUGUCACUUUGAUUUUAUCAUAGUUGUGUAAUGAGUUGAUAAUUAAAGUCACUCGGUAUGUA